Didymosphaeria variabile is the source of this 1194-nucleotide messenger RNA. RefSeq lists its product as uncharacterized. Bases 1 to 1194 code for a protein of 397 amino acids. The transcript is spliced from 2 exons. The record is from RefSeq and is a predicted model, not a curated record. Lineage: Eukaryota; Fungi; Ascomycota; Dothideomycetes; Pleosporales; Didymosphaeriaceae.
AUGGCUCUGGCGGCCCUCCCCUGUGAGCUUCUCGACAUAAUCAUUGUAUACUCUCUACCAUCAAGCUUCGAGAACUUGGCAACGACCUGCAAGCGAAUCUAUGCGCGAUGCACACCAUUUAUCAAGCGCCACAACGAGUUGCGCUACCGCUUCCAAGAUUUUUACUACGACUACGAGCGUGACAGCCUUGUGGCCGCUUCCGACCUUAUCAGCCUUAUCGCUGCUGAUCCUAUCGUCGCGCAGUAUAUUCAUACCGCAAACCUUGUCCACGACAGCAAGUUCCUCCGGCAUGCACGUGCCCGCGGUAAACCACCAAAGUCAGUACCAAGCAUCGAGGGUGGGGGAGCAAUUGUCCAACUAUUUGCCAACUCCACGUAUCUCCAGCGAGCUCGGCUUGACUGGAGGGAACACUAUACCACGUUCGCGGAGGACGUCAGAGAAAUGCGCUAUUCGCAGCACGGCAGUGUAUUUCUUUUGACCCUGCUAGGUUACACCGAGAACCUCACCAUACCGGGUUCAUGGAAACAGAAUGCCACGACGACUCGGCUGCUAGAUGUCAUUGUCAUGGAGGCUAGGAAACCCAACUUUCAGCCCUCCUCUCCCGGUCUUCGGCGAUUAACUGCUUUCCACGGUGAAUACUCGACAUCCGAGACUAACGAUUGGGGUAUGGACUGGGAUAUCUGCAAGUUUAUCAAUGCAGUAGCGCGCAAGGCUGGAAGUCAUCUUGAGGAAUUUUCGGUAACGCUUCAUGAAUCCGGCGGCUCUAUUCUCCCCGGCAAGGCAUCGACACGUGGUUUCAAGAAGUUAAAGAAGUUUGAACUUCCUCUGAAAGUUGUCACGUGCAACUUGAAUGCCGCAGGCGUCACAGGAAACAUAGCUACCUCGUUGCAGCGCCUCAUCGCAUCGGACCCGUUCAUACGCGACUUGAUCCCCACCUCAGUCAGACAUCUAUCGAUAAAAUCAGAGGGACUCGGUCCUUAUGACAAAGGUCUUGAUGCCUUGUUCGGUCGCUUUCGUGCGGUUCGCCGAUCCCAGCUACCGAACCUCCAAGAGCUACAUAUAGCCUGUAAACAGGAAGCGGACAAUACCUACAAACAACAGUGCAAUAAGAUCGUUGCGGAAGGAAAGAGAGAAGGCGUGAUUGUACAUUUGGAGGCGUAUGAGUAUUCGGGGGGUAUCAACUGGGAUGAGUAA